This is a messenger RNA of Oncorhynchus kisutch (coho salmon), 6953 nucleotides long. Its product is annotated as T-lymphoma invasion and metastasis-inducing protein 1. Gene Ontology annotation, molecular function: guanyl-nucleotide exchange factor activity; protein binding. Gene Ontology annotation, biological process: small GTPase-mediated signal transduction; activation of GTPase activity. The record is from RefSeq and is a predicted model, not a curated record. Gene Ontology annotation, cellular component: cytosol; plasma membrane. Lineage: Eukaryota; Metazoa; Chordata; Actinopteri; Salmoniformes; Salmonidae.
GUGGCGGUGCGAACAGAGAGCGCGGUGAGGAAGCGGUCCCAGGCUAUGCCCCGCCCCUCUAGUAAACGUCGGAGUCGCUUCUCUUCCCUCUGGGGGCUGGACACCACAUCUAAGAAGAAAGUUAAAGGCCGACCCAGCAUCAACCAGGUGUUUGUUGCUGGGGGGGAACCAGUGAUCAAACCAACGGAGAGAAUGUUUGAAGAUACGGCCAGUGAGAAAUCGAUGGAGGAGUGUUCAUUGAAAAUGAUUCCCCAGGACAACGUGGACAGUGAGAUUUGGGUUCCUGACUACCUGGCCCCAUCCUGGGUGUGUCUACCUAACGACCAGCCUGUGCUUGUCGUCAUUCAACCAGGGGAGACUGCAGAAGAUACGCUGGACGCUGUCUGCAAGGCCCAUAAACUGGACCCGUCUAACUUCUACCUGCGUCUGAAGGUGUGUGUAGAGGAUCAGCUGCUGCUAUAUGUUCCCAAAAUGGAAGAAGACAUCUCUGAUCUGCUCCACAAAGAGAUUGAAAUAUGUCCCAAAACCACCAAGCUGAUCCGCUUCGACAAAGCUGAGUCCUGCACGUUGGGAUACGGUUUCUCCAUAGCAGUAGUAGACGAGGAGGGGACUCAGCAGCUCCAUAUCACUGAAGUAAAGGCAGGAGGACUGGCUUCUGCUAAAGGCCUGCAUGUGGGUGAUGAGAUCCUGUUGUUAAAUGGUAAACCGGCGUCGGCUCUGGGCGUGGUGGAUAUGAGGUCAGCGUUAGUCGGCCCCUCGUUGUCCCUGAGCGUGAGCACCCUGCCGACCCUUGACCCCCGCGACCUCUGCCCUUUUCCCCCUCGACGCUCCAACACAGCAGAAUACGACACUUGUACAGACAUCUAUUCCCAGAGCCAAGAGGACAUUCUGGAUGAGGUAUCGGGGUUGACGGUGGUCAGUCCAGAUGAUACUUUAGAGGAUGAGUCAGCUCUGGAUCUGGAAAAUUCAGGACACAACCAGGCGGACUACACUGAGCCAGGACAGAAGAGUACUGAGCAGGUGACUGCAUACUGCCGGAGUCUCCAUGAGAUGAAUCCUUCCCAUGCUUCCCCUCAGUCUUCCUCGUCCUGCUCUUCCUCCCUCUCUCCCAGCCAAGCGGUGCCAGUGACGGCGGGCAUUGCCAUCCAGCGACAGCUGUCACACGCCGACAAACUACGUAAAGUCAUCAGUGAACUGGUGGAGACUGAGAGGACCUAUGUCAAGGACCUGGGCUGUCUGAUAGAGCGUUACCUAGCUCCUCUGCAGAAGGAAAGAUUCCUCAGCCAGGAUGAGCUCGAUGUCCUGUUCGGUAACCUAGGAGAGAUGCUGCAGUUCCAGGUUGAGUUCCUGAAGACUCUAGAAGAUGGGACCAGACUGGUAGCCAACCUGGACAAGCUGGAGAGAGUAGAACAGUUUAAGAAAGUGCUGUUCUCUCUGGGUGGAUCGUUCCUGUACUACGCCGACCGCUUUAAGAUCUACAGUGCUUUCUGUGCCAGCCACACCAAGGUGCCCAAGGUCCUGGCCAAAGCUAAGACAGAUGCAGACUUCAAGGCGUUCCUGGCAGAGAGGAACCCGAAACAACAACACUCUUCAACUCUGGAGUCCUACCUGAUCAAACCCAUCCAGAGGAUCCUGAAGUACCCGCUAUUACUGAGAGAGCUGUACUCACUGACGGACCCUGACAGUGAAGAACACUAUCACCUGAAUGUUGCGAUGAAGGCCAUGAACAAGGUGGCCAGUCACAUCAAUGAGAUGCAGAAACUUCAUGAGGAAUACGGAGCCGUGUUUGACCAGCUCAUCAACGAGACGACCACCGACCGGAAGGAGGUAUUCGAUCUAUCCAUGGGAGAUCUUCUCCUCCACUCCACCCUGGUGUGGAUCAACCCUCCAGCCUCCCUGGUCAAGGGCAAAAAGGACCCUGAGCUGGCUACCUUCGUGUUCAAGACUGCGGUGGUCUUUGUGUACAGAGAUCGCUCCAAGCAGAGGAAGAAGCUUGGCGCGUCUCAUCGUCCUGCUGUGUCAGAUGACAGAGUCCCGUUCCUUUUCCGUCACAUGAUCUCAACAGACUCCCUACAAGUCCGCGCCCUCACAAACUCCGAGGGUACAGCGGUGUGUGAGAUAGUUCACGUGAAGUCAGAGUCUGAGGGCAGACCAGAGAGAACCUUUCACCUGUGCUGCAGUUCUGUGGACAGUAAGAAGGACUUCCUGAAGACAGUCCACUCCAUCCUGAGAGAUAAACAACGACGCCAGCUGAUGAAGACUGAGUCUCUACCCCUCAACCAGCAGUAUGUCCCCUUCGGAGGAAAACGCCUCUGUAACCUCAAGGGAAACAGACCGGCCAUGAACAGAGCAGUCUCAGCCCCGUCUCGGACCCUUGGUCGCAGGAAGCUGGUUAGAAACCGAUUCACCAUUGAUACCGACCUCGUUCUCCAUGACAACCACGAAGACUCUAACCCCACCCACUCUACCCAUGACCAUUCGCACCAGCCUCCACAUUCCCACCAGCAUCCACAUUCCCACCAGCCUUCACAUUCCCACCAGCAUCCACAUUCCCACCAGCCUCCACAUUCCCAUAACCCCCUGCUUCCUACCCAGACGCCUCAGCAGCAAACGCUGUUGGCGACUGGAGGCGACACGGACCGCUGGGUGGAAGAACAGUUCGACCUGGGUUGCUACGACGACCAGGGAGGAGUGACGGGGGAGAGGAGGAUGGAGGGAGGGAUAGAGGGAAGGAUGGAGGUGAAAGAGACGGACAUUCUGAGCGACGACGACGAGUACUGCAAGUCAGUCAGGGCUUCAUCAACCGAACCCAGCCUCCUGGAAGAGAGGAUGGAGGGAGCGACUCUAGAAGAAAGGAGCCAAGACCAGGACAGAGGGGUAGACGAGGAGGAGGAGGAGGGAAAGAAAGAGGUAGAGGAAGAGAGGAGGAGCUCCCAGGGCAUUCCCCAAGAGGACGAGUGGGGUGAAAGGGGAGAGUCACAGGUAGACUCGGUCUCCCCCGCCCCUCCCCCCUCACGGUCCUCCGCCCCCCCGGUGAAGCUUACCCCGCUCAGGAAGCAAUGGGCUGCAGAGGGUGUGGCCGGGAAGCAGUGUUCCGUGGAGGGAGUGGCCAAGAGGGACCACUGUGAUGUCAUCUGGGUGCGACGCGAAGACUACGCCAACGGAGGGAACAAUGACGUCUUCUGAGACUGAGGGAGGGAUGAACAACAGAAAGAGAGGAAGAGAAGAGAGGGAUCAACGCCUUCUAGGGAGAAGAGGAUAUGACAGACCGGAUUUGACAGACGGGAUAAGACAGACGGGACAUGACAGACGGGACAUGACAGACGGGACUUGACAGACGGGAUUUGACAGACGGGAUUUGACAGACGGGAUUUGACAGACGGGACUUGACAGACGGGAUAUGACAGACAGGAUUGGACAGACGGGACAUGACAGAUGGGAUGUGACAGACGGGACAUGACAGCCAGGAUAAAACAGACGAUUAAGACAGACGGGAUUAGACAGAUGGGAUUUGACAGGCGGGAUUUGACAGACGGGAUAAGACAGACGGGAUUUGACAGAUGGAAUAAGACAGACGGGAUUUGACAGACGGGACAUGACAGACAGGAUAUGACAGACGGGACAUGACAGACGGGAUAUGACAGACGGGAUUUGACAGACGGGACAUGACAGAUGGGACAUGACAGACAGGAUAAAACAGACGAUUAAGACAGACGGGAUAAGACAGACGGGAUAUGACAGACGGGAUAUGACAGACGGGAUAUGACAGACGGGACAUGACAGACGGGAUAUGACAGACGGGAUAUGACAGACGGGACAUGACAGACGGGAUAUGACAGACGGGAUAAAACAGACGAUUAAGACAGACGGGACAUGACAGAUGGGACAUGACAGACAGGAUAAAACAGACGAUUAAGACAGACGGGAUAAGACAGACGGGACAUGACAGACGGGAUAUGACAGACGGGAUAUGACAGACGGGACAUGACAGACGGGAUAUGACAGACGGGAUAUGACAGACGGGACAUGACAGACGGGAUAUGACAGACGGGAUAUGACAGACGGGACAUGACAGACGGGAUAUGACAGACGGGACAUGACAGACGGGACAUGACAGACGGGAUAUGACAGACGGGACAUGACAGACGGGAUAUGACAGACGGGACAUGACAGACGGGACAUGACGGACAGGACAUGACAGACGGGACAUGACAGACGGGACAUGACAGACGGGACAUGACAGACGGGACAUGACAGAUGGGACAUGACAGACAUGACACAAAUGUGACUGCUGAGUUCGUUCACACAAGCUUUAAAAAGGAGGUUUUCGAGGAGGGACGAAGGACCCCUGUCGAUGUAAAAACUAUCUCCCCUCACCGCUCCACGGGUGUAUUCCCUAGGAACCAAACAGAAGCAAACAGGGAGGGACUAACCUGAACUUAAGGAACACUCGUUUUCAUUUACGAAACGUUUUCCAUUACAAAACGAUUUGCACUAAUGAAUACAAUCCAUCGCCCACCUUCUCCUGACAAUCCUACUGUCUUCUACUUAGUGACAGACUCACAGUCUCACAAUGCCUCAACUGAAGUGCUAUCAGAUGGGAGAGAGAGGCCGCACACGCAAACACACUGGACUAUAACUUCUUCACUGAACUACAAUCUUGUUGCCAAAAAAAAAACACAAAAAAAAGUUUAUUUUUCAAACGCAGGAAUGAUGAGUCAUAUUUUUUGCUUCUCUGACUUAGAAACUGUGUUUGUUUGUUUGUAUGUAACACUCAAGGGCUGUGUGUAACUUCGAAACCUUGUCUGCAUCUCAGAUGCUACCGUAUCGUGUACCCUUUUUAGUGCACUGUUUUUCACCCUGGACCCAUAGGGUUCGUAUCCUAAACCUUGUCUUCAGGGGCUACAGACUGCUGUGUAAUAUACUACAUAGAGAUAGCUAGAAGACACAACUUGGAUAUAAAUACAAAGAUGAGAUCUAUUUCCAUCUCUAUGGUGUACAACCCUGCUAGCUUUACCGCGCUUCUACUGUUCUGCUCGAUUAUCGGCUGCUGAUAGCACUCAGAGCAACUAUCCAGGCACAAUUAUAGCUUAUUGUCUUUUCUAAAAUAACAUUCUUUUUUAUUCACGUCUACCAACAUAUUUGUUCAAAUCUUGAUUUUGUUGACUAUGGGGAAAUAAUUAACUAAACAAAAUAUUUUUGGGGGUUUUAUUUCUGUUUACAUGACAUCCAGUGUUACUCACUCCCUGACCCUCGCAUGGGACAGGAUAUGACAUCAUAAUAGUAAUAAUAUGACUUCCUGUUUUUACUUGAAUUUUCUUUGGAGUUUUGUUUGAAAGGAAAAUGUUUGACAAAACACCUGCUUGUUACUGACUGCAAAGCAGAAUCGAUGAAUUAGCCAGCUGACAUUGAUUAUUUAUUUAUUUUUAAAUUUUAAAAGGAAAUAACCAUCAUUUUUCUGGUUCAGCGAAACUUAGAUCCGUGUUUUUUGGUUCUUGAGUAAAUUAGACCAUGCCCAUUUCAAGCUUGUGGAAAUAGAAACUAAAGAGUGUUCCUUUUGAAGUAGAACAAGCCUUCCCUGGUUGCCAGGAUACGUGUAGUGUAGCACAAAGCAGGAUCAACAAGUUAACCGAUGAACUUGCCUAAAUAUUCUGAAAUAACUUUAUUUAUUUUAAAAAGACAAGCUUGAAAUGGACACAGUCUGAACUGAACCAAUAACUAAAAACACGUUUUAAAGUUUAGCUAGUCUUAUUAAUGAAGCAGAAAAUAUAUAUUUAUUUCUAGUUGUGUAUUUAAUGUUAGCUGUUGAACUCAUUGAUCUUGCUUUGUAUAUAUCUCUCUGGAUUAGUUACCAGAUCUUUUUGUUGUUGUCAUGUCAAACAGAACGGUAUUUAUCUACAAAUGAGCAAAGAUAAAACAAAACAACAACCAAAAGGUUUGAAAUCUGAACAAACAACAACAAAAAACAGGUCUUUGUUGUCCGUCUACAUUGAACAGACGCUCUUAUCCAGAGCAACUUCCUGUCUAUUCCCAACCAGGGAUCUAUGUCCUAAUUCCUGACUAGGCCGGCUACUGCUAAACUACUGUGCUUUCUCUCUCACACUGUCUUGUUCUAUGUCUAUUCUAAUACUCGUGGCACAAAACACUGAAUACUGUAUAUGUCUAAAAAAACUAACACAGACUAGUGCACCAUUUAUGGGUGUAUUAAAACUGCACUUCUACUCAACCCGUGGGACAGAAUUACAUGGAACUGGGAGACUUCCUGAUCAAAACAACACAUAUACAGGAUUAAACAGGACCCAGAGUUUUACCUGCGCAAUAUACAUUCAUAGGGGUUCUAUAACCGUUAGAGCUUCUAUAACAAGAAACACUCUGGCUCCAGUUAUAGCUUAUAUAUAUAUAAAACAAGGGCCCCGAGUUGUUCCUUGUUAGUUCACACAAUCAUGCAGAUAAAACUCCUGGCUCCGAGUUAGCAAUGAGACCUACAUGCAGGAUGUUCAGGAAUGCUGGACUAAAAACACAACUAAUAGUAGUUGUUGUUGUUGUUGUUGUUAGCGUUAGCACAAAUGGCAAAUCAAUGAUAUUUGAAUAACUUCUAGGACCUAUACUACUACUACUACUACUACUACUACUACUACUACUACUACUACUACUACUACUACUACUAUUACUACUACUACUACUACUACUACUACUACCCCUGAGAUUGGCUGCAUCCCAAACGGCACCCGAUCCCCUAUAUAAUGUAAUACUUUUGCCCAGUUCCCCAUAGGGCUCUGGUCUAAAGUAGUGCACUAUUUAGGGUAUAGGGUAGUGUUUUGGUCUACAGGGUGAAACCUCCUUUGUCUUUUCCCUCUUUUUGUGUAUUUUUGCAUUUUUAAAACUGUGUUCGUACAUUAGGACCGUCGAUAUAACUAUUAUUAUUAUUAUUAUUAAAAAAAUUACAUUUCUUA